Messenger RNA from Plasmodium gallinaceum, 333 nucleotides. RefSeq lists its product as hypothetical. The coding region runs from base 1 to 333 and encodes 110 amino acids. NCBI's taxonomy places the organism in Eukaryota, Apicomplexa, Aconoidasida, Haemosporida, Plasmodiidae. The transcript has 2 exons. The record is from RefSeq and is a predicted model, not a curated record.
AUGAGUUUGAAGUAUGCUAGUAGAACUUUUAGAUUAGAUGAUAAUAGUGAUCUUUAUUUAGUCUCUAGACCUGAUGGUAGUACUUAUUAUUAUAAUGCGGAAUAUAUGAAAUCCUAUUACCUUGACAAAAAUGAAAUUUUAAUCAUUGGAAUUUUCUCUGCCAUUUGGUUUUUUUGUAUAAUAUUUGGAAUAUACGUAUUUAUAAAUGAACGAGCUCGAAGGCAAAGGAUAUUAAAUAACUUAAUGCUUGAAGUAAUGUCUAUAGAUUCAGGAUAUUGGGAAGAUAACAAUGAAGAAUUAGAACAGGAAGCAGUAGAUAUAUCAAAUGAGUGA